UCAUUUGCCAUUUUCCUGCAAAUUAGUUAGUUUUAUGUUUGAUUUUUAUUUUACAAUCGAGCUAUCUAAAUGCCGGCGACUGAGAUGUAAGCUGUUACAAGAGAGAUUCAGGUCUUAUCACAGAGAGGCGAAGACAGUGAUGUUCCGCCGGAGAGAUGCUGGAGGAGAUAAGAGGAGUCUCGCUCGUUUGGUCGGAGAAAGAAUCAAACAUGGGAGAAGAGGUAAGAAUGUGCUAUUUCAAAAAAAAAUGGAACGAUGUCAAUAUGUGUUGAGGGUGUUACUGUCUAUUCACAUACACAGUAAAUACCAAACUAGUGCGUGUCGAUGAGAGAGAAUGUAUUUGUUAAUGAAUCCUUGGUUCUGAUGUCAAAUCUAUUUAUAUAACGAAACGGUAUACGAGCUAAAGGCACUUCAAUUGGUUCACUCACUGUUGUCUGUGUAUCUCUCAUCAUUCUCCCACUACUCUCUCUAUACUAAAGGGUGAUGGCAGACCACUGUAAUUUAGUCAGUGUUCUAGGGUUACUUUUGGUAUUGACCCUCUUUCACAACCCGAUCACCGUCGCCGGACAGACUAUUCCGGCGGUGGGCUUGUUUACCUUCGGCGACUCCAACUUCGACGCCGGAAACAAACAGACUCUCGCUAAAGCUUUCGUCGCUCAAGGUUUCUGGCCGUACGGAAAAUCCCGAGAUGAUCCCUACGGCAAAUUCUCCGACGGCCUCAUCGCUCCGGACUUCGUCGCUAAAUUCAUGGGGAUUCCGAUCGAGAUCCCCGCUGCUCUUAAACCGAACGUAAAUGUCUCACGUGGAGCUAGUUUCGCCGUCGCCGAUGCUACUCUUCUCGGAGCUCCGGUGGAAUCUUUGACUCUGAUACAACAAGUGAAAAGAUUCAAUCAAAUGAAACCAGCAAACUGGAAUGAUGACUUCAUCAAGAAGUCGGUGUUUAUGAUAUACAUUGGUGCAAACGAUUACUUGAAUUUCACCAAGAACAACCCUAACGCCGAUGCAUCUGCCCAACAAGCUUUUGUCAUUUCCGUGACCAACAAGUUAAAGAACGAUAUUAGCUUGUUGUAUUCAUCAGGAGCGAGUAAGUUCGUGAUCCAAAACCUAGCUCCAUUGGGUUGCUUACCUAUCGUCAGACAAGAUUACAACACCGGGAUGGAUCAAUGCUAUGAAAAACUCAACGAUUUGGCUAAGCAACACAACGAAAAACUUGGACCGAUGUUGAACGAUAUGGCUAAAACCGCUCCUGGUUUCCAGUUCACCGUCUUCGAUUUCUACAAUGCCAUUCUUCGUAGGACGCAGAGGAACAUGAACUUCCGGUUUUCCAUUACAAAUUCAUCGUGCUGCGGAGUUGGGACACACAAUGCUUAUGGUUGCGGUUUACCUAACGUGCACUCGAAGCUAUGCGAGUUCCAACGGUCUUACCUAUUCUUCGACGGACGUCACAACACCGAGAAGGCGCAAGAAAUGUUCGGCCAUCUACUUUUUGGAGCCGAUCCAAAUGUUAUCCAACCGAUGAACGUCCGUGAGCUCGUGGUUUACCCAGUCGAUGAACCUAUGCGUGAGUCUUGGGAGCCUACAACGUCAACCACUGUCCAAGCCAGCGAUUCUAGCCGCGGUUAUGAAUUUUACUGAGUUUCAAAUUCAAAUCAAUCUUUAGGGAUCAAUCUGGUUUCUACAAGAGUAUAACCGUAUUAAAAUCGGAAUCUUGAUGUGUUUAGUAGUUUGCAACAUUUUCUUCUUUUUUUUUGUCUUUUUUUUUGCAGUUUUCUCUAGUGAGCUUUCCUCUUUAAUAAAAGAUUGAUCUUUGCAACUUUUACCACGUAUUGGAAUGAUUCGAAUGUUCA
Molecule: messenger RNA, 1847 nt
Organism: Camelina sativa (false flax)
Lineage: Eukaryota; Viridiplantae; Streptophyta; Magnoliopsida; Brassicales; Brassicaceae
Product: inactive GDSL esterase/lipase-like protein 23
Biological process (GO): endoplasmic reticulum organization
Molecular function (GO): lipase activity
Source: RefSeq, a predicted model, not a curated record